AUCAGCCAGUCGCACUUGCGUACGCCCGCGCAAGUUCGAAAAACAAUAAUGAAAGUUGACAGACAAUAAAAAUUCCUAGAGUCCGGCAUAAGUUCCAUCAAUGGGAGUAUUAAACGCAUCCUCCGAGUUCGGAUGGUCGCGGAUCAUAAACUGGCCGUUGGUUGAGUCUGAUGAUGACUUCAAGGAUAGAAACGAGGUACCCCCGGUGGACGUGAACGAGAUACCGAUAGCCGAUACCAUGCUGGCGCCGGAGUAUUUCGGGAAUUAUUUCGAUGUGGUGGUGGCUCAUACGGAAACUAGUGAUAUACAAAAAACAAUAUUUGAAAUUAAAACGAACAGUGCUACAUUGGUCAUGAAUGCUUCGCUGAAUACGACUGAAUCCCCGUUUAUCCCUGAAUUAAUGUACAGACAUUCCCUAGCUAUGACUAUUGUUUAUUGCAUCGCGUACUUUAUUGUGUUCGCUAUUGGACUUGUUGGGAAUUUUUUCGUUAUAGCUGUGGUUUUUCGAUCGCCACGCAUGAGAACUGUUACGAACUUUUUCAUUGUUAAUUUAGCUGUUGCCGAUAUUCUUGUUAUUGUGUUCUGCUUACCGGCUACCCUGAUGUCCAACAUUUUUGUUCCUUGGGUACUCGGUUGGUGGAUGUGCAAAACCGUUCCUUAUAUACAAGGCGUUUCUGUAGCAGCAUCUGUUUAUAGCCUAAUAGCAGUUUCUUUGGAUAGGUUCCUGGCGAUAUGGUGGCCAAUGAAAUGUCAGAUAACUAAGAGAAGAGCGAGGUUCAUGAUACUCCUGAUUUGGUUCAUAGCGCUCACAACAACCAUACCAUGGGCAAUUUUUUUCGAUCUCGUCGUCAUCUUCAGCGAUGCGCCAGAUGUCCAACUCUGUAUCGAAGUGUGGCCAGAUGCAAUGGAUGGGGCCCUAUAUUUUCUUGUAGCAAACAUGAUGUUCUGCUAUAUAUUGCCUAUGAUUCUGAUCACCAUGUGCUACGUCCUGAUCUGGAUAAAGGUGUGGAGGAGAGAUAUACCAACUGAUACCAAAGACGCUCAAAUGGAGAGGAUGCAACAGAAAUCGAAAGUUAAAGUUGUCAAGAUGCUGGUAGUCGUUGUUAUAUUGUUUGUUGUGUCCUGGCUACCGCUAUACGUAAUUUUCGCUAGGAUUAAGUUAGGGGGUGACAUUGAACCUUGGGAAGAAGAAGUUUUACCAAUCGCCACACCAAUAGCGCAGUGGUUAGGCGCCUCCAACUCCUGUAUCAAUCCUAUCCUAUAUGCCUUCUUCAACAAGAAAUACAGACGAGGGUUCAUUGCAAUAAUAAAGAGUAGAAAAUGCUGUGGGAGGCUGAGAUAUUACGAGACUGUAGCCAUGAUGUCCUCCUCGACAUCCAUGAGAAAAUCGUCCCAUUUUUACAAUAACAACUCCACCAAACGAAUUCAAAUGAACGAAAAUAAUGCGGUAGCCUAUAUUUUCAACGACACAGGGGUCUAGAGUCCUGGAAAUGGACGCCCUUGCGGUGGAUGGUUCAAUUGUCGACAAUUUAUUGUCAUUUUCUACCCGAUUUAAAUCGGGAUUGGGAGAUACUCAGUGUUUGUCUAAACUGACAAGAUAGUCAGUAUCUUUAAGUGUAUGUAUAGAUAGAUUGAAAAAUUAAGACGGAAUGAUUCGUAUUGGAGAUUGCACAAUAUUUUCUUAUGGGACUAAAAGGCAGAAUUGUUAAUGUAUGUAUUAUUUAACUGAGACUAUCUCUUGUUGUAGCUGUACAAGGUAGAGUUAAUUUUAAUUUUUAUUAGUAAGAACUCAAUUGUAUGUGAUUGUGCUUAAGGAUUUUAAUUGAGAGCAGAUAGUUGAUUGUUUAAGUUAGUUUGGAUGUCUAAUUAUAAGGUUUCAAAGCGAAACAGUUAGCUGCGUUCAUCAAAAUAGUACUGAAAAUAUUGAGUAUUGAUGAACGAUUAUUGCGUUGCACUCUUACAUCGCCAUCAAAAUAUCAUCCUGAAUAUAAAAUAGUUCUUCCGUGAAAAAAUGGAAGAAGAGGCCCUAAGAAAGAUUCGAUUUCCAGUUCUCUCAUCGUCGUUUUAUCUUUUUAUCAGAAUGGAAUCAAUCGACCAAUUCAUAAAAGCGAAUAUGCACUGCAAAUUUUUCUGUGAUCCUAUAUGCUUCUCAAAAUAAUGAAAAGUUCUUCACAUUGAUCCAAUAAGAACUGCUGAAGACCAUAUCGGAUAUUCCGAUUUUUAUCACUGAUUUUUACAGGGUCUAUUCUCUUAAGAGUAGUGUUUAAGUACUAGAAUAAAAAAGAGAGAUCAAAACAUUAUAGAGGAUUCAUUUCUCACACAGCGAGAAGGUAACUAGAUGGAUUGAGGAAUCUCAUAAAGUCAUGUUCAAAAUUAUCGCAAUAAAUAUGAAUAUCAUAUAUUUU
Coccinella septempunctata (seven-spotted ladybird) is the source of this 2405-nucleotide messenger RNA. Its product is annotated as neuropeptide SIFamide receptor-like. The transcript is spliced from 3 exons. Gene Ontology annotation, molecular function: neuropeptide Y receptor activity; peptide binding. Gene Ontology annotation, cellular component: membrane. The record is from RefSeq and is a predicted model, not a curated record. Gene Ontology annotation, biological process: G protein-coupled receptor signaling pathway. Bases 101 to 1480 code for a protein of 459 amino acids. NCBI's taxonomy places the organism in Eukaryota, Metazoa, Arthropoda, Insecta, Coleoptera, Coccinellidae.